AACCAGCAGUGUCCUGUCCCAUACAUUUGAUGCACAGAAUAAGAACUGAACGGUUUCGCUCCUGAAAAGUUGUGUUUCAAUAAACACGUGGGUUUAUUGAAAAUGCCGUUUGACUCGAGACGUAUCCGUGGACCGGAGGAGUCGCAGUCCCCGCUGCUCUUUCUUUCCCCAGACAAAGUUCCCGAGGCCAGCAGCAGGCAGGGCGUCCGAGGGAAUGGAGACGUGCGGCCAGUGUUUGCGCGCUGUGGGCUGGUCAGCCAGGCGAAGGGCUCUGCGUACCUCGAGGCUGGAAACACCAAGAUCAUAUGCUCGGUGUACGGACCGAGAGAAAUUGAACGUAAGGACGAAACAGACAUGAAAACCGGCCGCCUUGUUUGCGACUUCAGGCUCGCGCCGUUUUCCUGUAUGAAACGGGGUGCCUGGAUCCAAGGCAGCGAGGAACGAGAUCUGUCCGCGACUCUGCUCGAGAGUUUGCAGCCAGGAGUUUGCCUCCACAGAUACCCACGUUCGCAGAUUGAGGUUAAUGUCAUCGUUCUGGAGAAUGACGGCUCGAUUCUUGCACAUGCGAUUACCUGCGCCUCUAUGGCCCUGGCGGAUGGCGGUAUUGAAAUGUAUGAUGUGGUGUUAGGUUGUGCGCUGCGGCAGAAUGGAAACACGUGCCUCGUUGACCCAUCACACUCAGAGGAGUGUGGGAGCUGGCAGGAUGGAUACGGGGAGAAUCGGGGAUGUGUCACCGUGGCUCUGCUUCCCAAUCUGAAUCAAGUGUCUGGUCUGAAUGCGGACGGGGAGAUGCGGGAAGACACACUGACUGAUGCUGUGAGAACCUGCCUGGACGGCUGUCACAAACUCUAUCCGGUGGUACAGCAAGCGCUGACGAGGGCUGUGAAGAGAAAAGCUCCUCCACCUGAGAAAUAGACUUGUUUGCCAGGAUCUUAAAGUUUUUGUUUUGUUUUGAGGAAAAUAAAAUUGUAAAACUAAAAGUGAAUGUAUUGUUUGUGCAUGCACUGCUUAUCAAAAUGUCUACACUUGUGUUACAAUGUAGUACCAAUUAAAUACAGUAUCUUCGGUUACAAAUAUAUUUUCUUAUCUUUUAUUUUUUUUCAUUGCACAAGUGUUGAUGGUUUUGUAUUCAGUAAGUACAUUUGCAAAUAUAUAAAAACAUGUUUGUAAUAUGAAGGCUUUUUUUACUGGAUAAAAGAAGUAGAAAAGAUAAAUUCUGAGGCUGAUGCUUUGCUG
Rhinichthys klamathensis goyatoka is the source of this 1236-nucleotide messenger RNA. RefSeq names its product exosome component 6 (gene exosc6). Lineage: Eukaryota; Metazoa; Chordata; Actinopteri; Cypriniformes; Leuciscidae. Bases 103 to 915 code for a protein of 270 amino acids. The record is from RefSeq and is a predicted model, not a curated record. Gene Ontology annotation, biological process: rRNA catabolic process; poly(A)-dependent snoRNA 3'-end processing; nuclear mRNA surveillance. The transcript has a single exon. Gene Ontology annotation, cellular component: nucleolus; cytoplasmic exosome (RNase complex); nuclear exosome (RNase complex).